This is a messenger RNA of Maudiozyma saulgeensis, 1887 nucleotides long. The record is from the annotation of a GenBank genome assembly. NCBI's taxonomy places the organism in Eukaryota, Fungi, Ascomycota, Saccharomycetes, Saccharomycetales, Saccharomycetaceae.
AUGAGUAACUUUCAAUUAACUGAGAGAGACUUUUACAAGAUUUUCACUGACAAAGCUAGAUUUGAUGCUCCAAACAAUGGGGUUUAUCAAAUUCAAAACACUAGAAAGACAGAUCCAAAUAGUAAUAAGAAUGCAGAAUCUGCUAGAAAGCAUCUAGUUAUGCUUUCCGAUGGUACUUUCCACAUGAAGGCCCUUGCAAGAAAUGCAGCUGCUGCUAAAUUCGCCUCUUUGGAAUUACAAAAAGGUGAUAUUAUUCGUGUUCUUGAAGCUGAAGCUGCUAUUGUUAAGGAUAAGAAGAAGUUUGUUCUAUUGAUUGAUGAUAUGGAAGUAGUUCAAAGAGGUGUGGAACCUAUCAAUUCAAGUACUACUUUCUUAGACAAAUAUUUUGAAGAACAUUCAGAUGAAUAUAUUAGAGAUUUUGUAGUUCCUGUAUCAAAUAAUUCUGACUCUUCGACUGAAAAGAAACAAGAAACAUCUGUGACUCCAGUUCCAGCCCCAGCUCCUGUAGCCCAACAACCUUCAGAGAAUAAGUUUGCUCAAUCAACAAUGUCUGCUUCUCAAAAGGGGAAACCAAUCUUUGCCAUUGAGCAACUAUCUCCAUAUCAAAAUGUUUGGACCAUUAAGGCUAGAGUAUCUUACAAAGGUGAAAUUAAGACUUGGCAUAAUCAAAGAGGUGAGGGUAAAUUGUUAAACGUCAAUUUCUUGGAUACCUCUGGUGAAAUUAGAGCUACAGCAUUUAAUGACAUGGCUCUUAAGUAUAAUGAAUUAUUACAAGAAGGUAAAGUUUACUAUGUCUCUAAAGCAAGAUUACAACCAUCUAAACCUCAAUUCACUAAUUUAUCUCAUCCAUAUGAAUUAUCCCUAGAUAGAGAAUCUGUCAUUGAACCAAGUGAAGAUGAAGCAAAUGUUCCAAAGACUCAUUUUGAUUUUGUUAAAUUAAACGCAAUUGAAAAUCAAGAAGAAAAUUCAACUGUUGAUGUUCUUGGGAUAAUUCAAACUGUUAAUCCACAUUUUGAAUUAACCUCUAGAGCAGGUAAGAAGUUUGAUCGUCGUGAUAUUGUUAUCGUUGAUGAUUCAAAUUACUCAAUCACUGUUGGGUUAUGGAAUCAAUUAGCAUUAGACUUUAAUUUACCAGAAGGUUCUGUAGUAGCUGUUAAAGGUGCACGUGUCUCUGAUUUUGGUGGUAAAUCUUUAUCAAUGGGUUUUACAAGUACUUUGGUGCCUAACCCAGAAGUUCCUGAAGCUUAUUCACUGAAAGGUUGGUAUGAUGCUACCGGUCAUUCCGGUAACUUCACUUCUUUGAGACAAGAAGUCGGUGCAGGUGCUGGUUCAGGUGAUUCAACUAAAUUUAUUGCUCAACGUAUUACUAUUCAAAAAGCACAAAAUGAAAAUUUAGGUAGAAGUGAAAAGGGUGAUUAUUUUAACGUCAAAGCAGCCAUUAAUUUCUUAAAGGUGGACAAUUUUGCUUAUCCAGCAUGUUCUAAUGAAAAUUGUAAUAAGAAAGUAGUUGAACAAUCUGAUGGUACUUGGAGGUGUGAAAGAUGUGAUACUAAUAAUGCUGCACCACAAUGGAGAUAUAUGUUAACAAUCUCUGUACUUGAUGAAACAAAUCAACUAUGGUUAACAUUAUUCAAUGAACAAGCAGAACAAUUACUAGGGGUUGAUGCUAACCAAUUAACUAAAUUAAAAGAUGAAAAUCCAGAUGAAUUUACAAAAGUGACUCAAAAUAUUCAAAUGAAUCAAUAUGACUUUAGAGUUAGAGCUAAAGAAGAUACUUAUAAUGAUCAAACAAGAAUAAGAUACACUGCUGCUAAUAUUCAUAAAUUAAACUUCAAAUCUGAAGCCGAUUAUCUUGCUACUCAGUUAUCAGAGGCUCUACAUGUGUGA